Psylliodes chrysocephalus is the source of this 2728-nucleotide messenger RNA. The record is from the annotation of a GenBank genome assembly. NCBI's taxonomy places the organism in Eukaryota, Metazoa, Arthropoda, Insecta, Coleoptera, Chrysomelidae.
UCUCAUGGUUGGUUUACAAGAGUACAGGGCAACAAGGUGCUUUAUGCAAAUAUUGUGUAUUAUUUGCCAGAGAUUGCGCAGGAAAAGGCUCUCAUCAGCAGUUGAAAUCCUUUGUUACUCAGCCGCUUACUAAAUGGAAAGAUGCUGUACAUGAUUUCAAACAUCACAGUGAAAGCCAAAACCACAAAUCUUCUGUAUUAUUGGCUAAUAAUUUUAUGGUGUAUAAUAAAUCUCAAUCAAAUAUAAUAAGUCAGAUUGAUAGCGGAUACCUAGCGCAAACAGCUGAAAAUAGAAAAUGGUAUAUUCCGAUUAUUGAAACAAUUAAAUUAUGUGAACGUCAAGAAUUGGCACUGAGAGAUACAUGCGACUCAGGUCCAAUAAAGAUUAAUGAUGCUGAGCCAGAAACAAAUGAUGGAAACUUUCGUGCUGUCUUACGGAUGAGAAGCAGAUGUGGAGACUCAAAUCUAAUAAAGCACAGAGAAAAUACGACGUUGAACGCUACCUAUCUAAGCCCGACCAUACAAAAUGAACUUAAUGCAAUUUGUGGUGAAAUAGUCCAGAAAAAAAUUGUGCAAGGAUUAAAUUCUGCGAAAUUCUUUUCAAUCCUUGUUGACGAAAUUACUGAUGUUUCACGACAAGACCAGAUGUCUAUUUGUCUAAGAUAUGCCAGGCCAAAAGAUAAUGGGCUUUUCUUGCGUGAAGAAACUUUUGUAACAGUUGAGAAUACAAAAGGAAGAUAUUCACCUAUUGCAAUUUUAUCUGAAUUAAAAUCUUUGAGAGUAGAUUGCGAAUAUUUAGUCAAACAAGGAUAUGAUGGAGUUUCUUCGAUGAAAGGAAGUUUUAAAGGUGUUGAGGCAGUAAUUCGUAAGUCACAUCCAGAGGUCUUAUACGUUCAUUGCCAGAUUUAGCCUAUUCUAAAUACUAUUGGAAUUAUAAAAUCGGUUGGAAAUUUAUCAAGUCCUCGGCAAAACGAACCAAGUGUUUAAAAGAUAAUAUUGAAAAAAAACUUCCCUGAAACACAAUGGAAAAACCUUACGGCAAUGUGCGAGACCCGCUAGCUAGAAAAUCAUAAUGGUUUGUUAAGAUUUAAAGAAAUUUAUAAAGCUAUUGUUGAUACACUAGACAACUUAAGCACUGACAUGAAUUCUGAAACAUCGUCAAAGGCUAAUUAUUUUCUGAGAUCAGUCAUUUCAAGUGAUUUUGUUAUAAGCUUAUGUUGCUUAGGAAUGUUGUUCCCGUACACACUGACACUAUACAAAAUACUUCAAUCGCUCCUAUACGAUGUCGAUUUAAUUAUAAAGACUAUUGAAGAUGUUCGCCAAAAUAUUGAUUCAACAUUUGCUGAACUUUUCAAGAAUGUACAGAAUUUGCUCUGUACUGUACGAGGAAAUGAAAAUUCCGUGAAUAACGUCACGCCAAGAGCAUAGGGCAAACUACAACACAAAAGAUCCUGAAACUUAUUUUAGAAUUACUAUAAUGAUUCCACUUUUGGAUGAUUUCAUAGAUCAGCUUCAGUCAAGAUUCCAAAAUCAUAAAAAUUGGUGGAAGAAUCUGAACUAGAUUGACCAACAUGUGCUAUUGAAGCUCUCGGAGAAUGCAACCAGGCCUUAUUUUCAAACAUUCACAAACUUUUAAAGAUCUUGGCUACACUGCCUGUUUCUACAUGUACUCCUAAGAGGACUUUCUCUUCUAUGAAACGCCACAAAACUUAUUUGAGAAACUUCACUGACCAGGAAAGACUAAACGGUUUGGCGUUAAUGUCAAUCCACCGCAGAAUUGACAUCGAUACCGAGGAGGUAAUGGAUUUGUUCGCUGCAAUGAAAGCUAGAAGACUAAAUUUAAUUUUGUAAUAAGUUGUUAAUAUUUCUGUAAUGGUUUUCUAAUAAAUAUAUAGGAUAAGUAACACCACUUUAUUUCUUUUAUUAAAACGAUUUUAUGUUUUUCUACUGUUCCACCAAAUCAAACCCCUCCCCCACGAAAUUAUUUUCUGGCUAAGGCCUUGGCCAAGUUCAAGUUAAGUGUAUGGCGUAUCGCAAAUCGCGAUAAACAAUAAAAACAAUGAUUGUUUAUAGUUUAGUAAUUUGUAACAAUUUUUAGUUUUAAAUCAAGUAACCAAAUUAAUUUAAAAAUAAUACCUCAGGGAAAGAUGGAAAAUCAGGCCACCGCACCGCGGUGUUUAAUUCACAAAAUACGGCGACUUUAAUAGAGGCAAAUAAUGCUAGUUCACAAACCCAAAAGGAAUAAACAUUAUUUACCGCAUGAAAAAAAAUCAUAAUUUGAAAAAGAAUACAUGGCUAAUCGACUAAAUGCAAUGCAACUUCAACUAGAAGAAAUGCAAAAAGCAUUUAAUAAACUACAUAACUAAUAUACAGUAAGUCAAAAAAGUGUGGCACAAGGUUCAUCAACAAAACAGAUUAAAGAUACGUCAGACUGAUACUUCACCGAAGAAGAAGAAUUGUCUGCAGAGACUGAGUGGAUUAGAGUAAAGAACCGUAAAGAGACGAAUGGAUACAGCACCUUCUCACCCACAAAUCAGUCCAAAGGUCCAAGGAAAUUACCAACAAAAAAAUUAAAAAGGUACCUCAGCCGCCUCCAAUAAUUGUACAUGGGAUUCAAAACUUUAAUAAUAUCCAUCAAAUUAUAUCUAGCAAAAUGAUUAAUUUUCAAAUAAAAUACAUUAAACACAAAAUUAUCAAGGUAAAUGUUCCGGACGGAGAAUAUUACCAAG